Messenger RNA from Prosopis cineraria, 1919 nucleotides. Its product is annotated as pentatricopeptide repeat-containing protein At5g66520-like. The coding region runs from base 170 to 1768 and encodes 532 amino acids. Lineage: Eukaryota; Viridiplantae; Streptophyta; Magnoliopsida; Fabales; Fabaceae. Gene Ontology annotation, molecular function: RNA binding; protein binding. The transcript has a single exon. Gene Ontology annotation, biological process: RNA modification. The record is from RefSeq and is a predicted model, not a curated record.
UCAAAAUUUGGACUCUCUUUUGCUGUCAUCUAUCUGACGAUUGGAUAUUGAAUGUGUGGCUAAGAAUGCCUCACACUUUAUAUUAGAGAACGCUAUAUAUCCAAGCAAGGAACUCUACCUACAACUUCUGCAGAACAAGAAGCCUUAUAUAUUAUCAACAUUACAUUACAUGGCUGUCUCUCUCACUCAUUCAUCCCUCUUUAAUCACAAAGAUAUAACAUUAAGAGCUCAUCAGAAGAUUCCCACCACAGUCCUCUUGCUUCAAAUGUGCCAAAGCCUUCAAGAAGUAAAACAACUUCAUGCUCAGUUCAUUGUGACAGGACUUCUUGGCCACCCUUUGAACUCUGGGAGGCUCCUUGAGUCCUAUGUUAAGGUUUCUCAGAUAAACUACGCCAUAUCUCUCUUUGAAAGCAUACCUGCUCCAGAUAUUUUUGCCUACAACACUGCCAUAAGAGGCCUGACUCUCUGUAAUUUCCCACGUGAUGCUCUGUUGCUUUAUAAAACACUGCUUCUAGAGGGUCAAAUCCCAGAUACUUAUACCUACACAUUUGUGCUCAAAGCUUGUUCCUAUUUGGAAGCUUUGUGUGAAGGUGAACAAGUGCAUUGCCAGAUUAUUAAAGCUGGAAUAUCAACUAGCACGCACAUCAAUAGCUCUCUGAUACACAUGUACAGUACUGUUAUUAAGUUUCCUUCUGCAGAACUUGUUCUUGCUGGAUUCUCAGAAGUGGAAACACCUGCUUUGAACUCAAUGAUUUCUGGGUAUCUAAGGCAUGGCCAUGUUCAAAAGGCUAGAGAUUUGUUUGAUAAAAUGGAAUCAAGAGAUGUUGCUUCUUGGAAUGCAAUGAUUUCUGGGUACACAAAGAAUGGUCUGCAUGCUGAGGCUUUGGAGGUCUUUCAGGAAAUGAUGACAUCCCAGGAUGUUCCUAUUGAUCCUGAUGAAUCAACCCUUGUGAGCUCAUUAUCUGCCAUUGCUCAUCUGGGAACAAUGGAUCAGGGAAGAUGGGUACACACAUAUAUAAAAAGAAAAGGGUUUAAGAUAAGUAACACUCUCGGUUCUGCUCUUAUUGACAUGUAUGCAAAAUGUGGCUGCAUUGAGAGUGCCUAUGAAGUGUUUGAGAAAAUACCUGAACGAGAUAUAGUAACUUGGGGAGUCAUCAUUUCUGGUUUUGCCAUGCAUGUGCAAGUCCAGAAAUGCUUUGAUCUCUUCCAUGAGAUGAUUCUGGAAGGAACUCAGCCAAAUGAAGUAAUCUUUGUGUCCCUCUUAUCUGCUUGUUCUCAUGCAGGAUAUGUUGACAUGGGAUAUCACUAUUUCAACAAAAUGGUUCACGAUUUCAGAAUCAAACCUUCAGUUGAACAUUAUGGAUGCAUGGUGGACCUCCUAGGCCGGGCCGGGAAGUUAGCAGAGGCAGAAUUGUUCAUUGAUUCAAUGCCAGAGAAACCCAACUCAGUUAUAUGGGGUACAUUCUUAAAUGCUUGUAGGAUGCAUAAUGAUGCAAGAAGAGGAAAGAAAGCUCUAAGACACUUAAUGGAUCUUGAGCCAGAUUGUGGAGACAGAUAUAAAUUAGCAGGGAUCAUGUUUGCUAAUGCAGGAGAUGAAGAAGAUGCACACAAAGUUAGGAAAUUUAUGAACGAUUUUAAUUUAAAAGCUACGAGUGGAUUGAGUUCUGUAGAAGUUGAAGGGGAGCUUCAUGAGUUUGUGGCAGGGGACACUGGUCAUGAUGAGGUUAGAGAGAUUUAUACUGUAUGGGAUGGCUUGACAGAUUACUGAAACAGGUGGCCUAGAUAAAAAUAUGCUGAGAAGUAAAAAUUUAGUUAAAUAGGAAAAAAAUUAGACUGGGUUUGUGAAUUUACAUGAAGUUCGAGAUGAGCUGCAUCGUUCGCGGCUUAUAUGCAGUAUAGCUUCCUAAACCUUUUUUUUA